GGCGAAAGGGAACAAAAUCGGUUGGUCCGGAUGUCGGGUUGAGAGACGGGGAGACGGGGACCGGGGUUCAUGGAGGGCGGAGAGGAACGGGCGAUGUCGGGAUCGAGGGGAUCGAAGAUCGCGGAGGUCGGGGAGAAUCUGGGCAGCGCGGAUGUCGGAGGGGAUCAGGGUCGGGAGUGGGGGGGGAAAAGUUCGGAGAGGUCGGGGUCGGGGGGUGAUGUCGGGAUCGACGGGGUCGGGGUUCGCCGAGAACGGGGAACAGACAAGGUUGGGAACGACGAGAUCGGGGUUUGCCGAGGUCGGGGAAGGAUCGACGGGGUCGGGGUUCGGGGAAGUCGAGGAGGGUCGGGGUCGAGAGUGAGGGGGGAGAAGCCGGUGGGGUUGGGAUCGGAGGCGGGGAAGGUAGUAUCGGUCCCGGGGUCGGGCUCAGGGACGGGGGAAGGUACAGUCGGGAGGCGAGAGGAGGGCGAUGUCGGGAUCGACGAGAUCGGGGAACGAACAAGGUCGGGACCGAUGGACUCGGGAAUCUCGAAGGGCGGGGAGGGUCAACGGGGAAGUGAGGGAGGAGAAGACGGUGGGGUCGGGAUCGGAGGCGGAGGAGGGAGUUUUGGGGGUCGGGGUCGGGGACGGGGGAGGAUCAGUCGGGACGCGGGAGGAGGGGGACGCGAGAGGAGAGGGAUGUCAGGGCGGGAUCGGGGCCGGGAUCUGAGGUGGGGUGUGAGGGACGAAACGGGGAAAUCGGAGGCGGGGGGAAGGAGAGGGACGAAACCGUGGGAUCGGAGGGGCUGAGGUCGGGGACGAGGGAGGAUUCAGUCGGAAUACGGAAGGGGAGGGGAUAUCGGGGCGGGGUCGGGGCCGAGAUCUG
Molecule: messenger RNA, 865 nt
Organism: Chara braunii
Lineage: Eukaryota; Viridiplantae; Streptophyta; Charophyceae; Charales; Characeae
Source: the annotation of a GenBank genome assembly